CGAGAUGCCAUGGCCGUGUACAUCGCGACGCGUAUCGAGCACAACGUUUCAAUUCAUAUACUACGCUAUAGAUACCCUUCAUCACCCAGCAGGCCUGUCUAGUAGGAACAACGCUUUACCAAGCAACACAGUUUCCAAUUGCUCUUAUCAAUACACCAAUCUAUUGUACAACGCAUCACUUCCAAUCACAUGUCUUCCCUCAAAGUUCUCAUCUCAGGUGGAGGCAUUGGCGGGCCGGCCCUUGCGUUUUGGUUGGCGAAGCUCGGCCACGAUGUAACCAUCCUCGAGAGAUCCCCUUCUCUUCGUGUUCAGGGCCAACAAAUCGACCUUCGAGGCCAAGGAGUUACUGUUGUGCGGCGCAUGGGACUCGAAGGUCUCAUUCGCGAAAAAGUUGUCAAUGAAGCUGGCGUCAGAUUCGUCAACGGCAAAGGGAAGACGCAGGCAACCUUUGAAGCUAAUAAGUCCGGCGUUGGCAAGCAGGGCUUCACGUCGGAAUUUGAGAUCAUGCGCGGCGAUCUGGUUCGGCUCCUCUUUGACAAGACGACAGCACUUGGAGUGAAGUACAUUUUUGGUGUCAAGGUGGAGUCGUUCGAACAGAAUGCAGAUUCGGUGACGGUCCACCUGUCAGACGGAACCACGGACACAUUCGACCUACUUGUCGGAGCCGAUGGUCAGGGAUCCAAGACGAGACGACUCAUGCUUAGCCCCGGCGAGAAGGACCCGUUCUAUCCUCUUGGCGUGCAUAUGGCCUUUUACACUGUCCCGAAGUGGAAGACGGAUGACAACUACGCCACGGUCUGUGUGUGUCCCAAGAAGCGGGUGCUUUUUUCCAGAAACGACAACCCUGAAACGACUCAGGCAUAUCUCGCCAUGUGUCCGCCAAAUAAGGAGACGGAGAAGCUUCUUAUCGAAACAGAGAGGAGCCGCGAUCUUGUGCGACAGAAGCAGGUUUGGUCAGAGCUCUUCAAGGACGCCGGAUGGCAAGCAGACCGCUUCUGCGAUGCGCUCAACGAAGACGGUGUCUCCAACGACUUUUACUGUGUCGAAAUUGGCCAGAUACGCAUGGGCAAGUGCUACAAGAACCGCGUGGCCCUUCUUGGAGAUGCGGGAUACGCACCCAGUGUCUUGACCGGCCGUGGCACCACAUGCGCGUUCAUCGGUGCCUAUGUGCUCGCUGGAGAGAUUUCAAAACACUGCUCGGGAUCUCCGGGCAAGGCGGCCGACGGUAUUCCUGCCGCCCUCGAGUCAUACAACAAGGAGAUUUUAGAGCUCAUGAAGGAAGUUCAAGACAUUGGGUUCAAGCCGUCCUGGAUCUAUCCCAACUCGGCCUGGGUUAUUUCCAUUCUCUACACGAUCUUGUGGCUAGUGUCAACUUUGAGAAUCGACAAGAUUCUCCAGCGACUCCAAUCAGAUGAUGUGCCAGGCUGGCAGCUUCCUGAUUAUUCCGGGCUUGCGUACGACGACGAGAAGGAAGCUAAGAAGCUCACUCGUUGAUUGAGGCAGAGGAUAUGGGAGGAAUGAGGAUGAGUUAUGACAUUAUAAUAUCCUGUCUUGUGUUAGCGUUCAUCAGGGCUCAGCGGAUUGAGCGUUUGUACCAUUGCAUUUGGGGAUCCUCGCAACUUAGCUCCAAUCAUAUUGACCACUCUAUUUAUUCAUUGAUCAUU
Colletotrichum godetiae is the source of this 1664-nucleotide messenger RNA. Its product is annotated as oxidoreductase. NCBI's taxonomy places the organism in Eukaryota, Fungi, Ascomycota, Sordariomycetes, Glomerellales, Glomerellaceae. Bases 190 to 1494 code for a protein of 434 amino acids. The transcript has a single exon. Gene Ontology annotation, molecular function: FAD binding. The record is from RefSeq and is a predicted model, not a curated record.